Molecule: messenger RNA, 1592 nt
Organism: Pectinophora gossypiella (pink bollworm)
Lineage: Eukaryota; Metazoa; Arthropoda; Insecta; Lepidoptera; Gelechiidae
Product: clumping factor A-like
Exons: 22
Coding region: 33-1592 (519 amino acids)
Source: RefSeq, a predicted model, not a curated record
GCUUGGAAAAGUGAGGGUUUGUACUACUCACGAUGUUGGGGGUCAAACAUUUCCUAGUUUUGAUACUAUUUCUGGGGCCCCUAUUUCUAGGGGCUCUAGCACAAAACUCAAAUUCUGGUGCAGCUCCAAGAAGUGAUGCCAGAUCUAGAGCAGAGGCGAUUGCUGCUCAGCGCAUGUCUAAAUCCGGAUCUCAGCGCGGUAGUUCAGCUGUAGCAACUAGUAUUGCAAGUGCCACAUCCUCUGCAAACGGUUCGGGGACAAGCGCAGCAGUUGCCAAUGCAGAAUCAACAGCUUACAGUAACGGCAAGGGUUCCUCGAUAGCCACAUCUGAAGCUGAUGCCGUUGCAGACAGUACCAACGGUGGAGCUUCGUAUGCCAACGCUGGUUCAGCUGCCGUUGCCAACAACACAGGCAGUGGAACUGCUAUUGCAGCCGCAGGAUCCAAUGCCGUCGCCAACAGCACCGAGAAUGGAACAUCCAUUGCCGACGCGGGGUCAAAAGCCGUUGCCAAAAACAACGGCAGUGGAGAUUCCUACGCAGGCGCUGGAUCAAAUGCCGUCGCCACGAGCAAUGACGGUAGCACUUCGUAUGCCGGGUCAGGAUCAAAUGCUGCUGCUGACAACACUGAUUGUGGAACUGCCGUAGCCACCGCUGAAUCAAAUUCUGUUGCCGAUAGUACCAGCGACGGAAUUGCUGUAGCUGAGUCCCAAUCAGAUGCUACCGCUACCAAUAAAGGCAGUGGAACUGCAGUAGCCGACUCCGAAUCAAAUGCCGAAGCCACAAGCAAAAACAGUGGCAUUUCUUACGCCGGCGCAGAAUCAAAUGCCGAUGCCACCAAUGACGGCAGUGGAGAUUCUUAUGCCGGCGCCACAUCGGAUGCCGUUGCAGCAGACUCCAAUUCUGUCGACACUGCAGGCAAUGAAGAUUGUCAACCCGACACCAACCAAAAUGAACCAUGCGAAAAUAAAAACUCCUGCUCAGAUUGCUCUAAUAACUGCACGGACGAAGACAAUGGCAAUGAAACUUGCGAAAACGACGAUUCCGGAAAUCCCACUCCUCCUACCAGUGAUGAAACAGGCAGUGACGACACCGGCUCAAACUGCACUGAUAACUGCACGGACGACGACAAUGGCAAUGAAACUUGCGAAAACGACGAAUCCGGAAAUCCCAGUCCUCCUACCAGUGAUGAAACAGGCAGUGACGACACCGGCUCAGACUGCACUGAUAACUGCACGGACGACGACAAUGGCAAUGAAACUUGCGAAAACGACGAUUCCGGAAAUCCCAGUCCUCCUACCAGUGAUGAAACAGGCAGUGACGACACCGGCUCAGACUGCACUGAUAACUGCACGGACGACGACAAUGGCAAUGAAACUUGCGAAAACGACGAUGCCGGAAAUCCCAGUCCUCCUACCAGUGAUGAAACAGGCAGUGACGACACCGGCUCAGACUGCACUGAUAACUGCACGGACGACGACAAUGGCAAUGAAACUUGCGAAAACGACGAAUCCGGAAAUCCCAGUCCUCCUACCAGUGAUGAAACAGGCAGUGACGACACCGGCUCAGACUGCACUGGUAAGUUUGUUUCAUAA